CUCCUCUCUCCUCCUCCCUCUUUCUUCUGUCCCCCUCCUCAGUCAAGCAUUGCGGCCAGACGAAGAGUACCCGAGCACCACUCCAGUCGCCCGCUUCCUCACGCCCCGAGAGCCGCUUUGCCUGCUCCAUGGGUCGCAACCUCUUCGACUUUAACAUCGCCAACAGCAGCUCCAAGUUCCUCAGUGGGAACGCCGCCGCCUUUAGCGACGACAAGGAAUCCGGACUCUCGUCCACGCGCAGCACCGCUAGCUCCUCUGCCGAAUCGUUUGCGACCCAAUCCCAGGGUCUCCCGUCCCAGACUCCUACAGCCGCAGACAUGGAGGCGCUCAGUCAGAGCCACACGCAUCGCAGUCGCGCGGCCGACCACAGCAGCCGCGGAGACCGCAAGCCCAUGACCUUCACCACCACCAGCUCCAUCACGGGUACCAACACGACGACAAUCGUUGCCGGUGGACAAACGCAUCAGGCUCUAAUGGGUCACGUGCACAAUGCCAACGCUGCAGCCGAGUCUAAGGCCAGUAAGAAGUGCUCAGUGUGCGGCAAGAGCUUCAAUCCUCUGCGUCGACGACACUACUGUCGCACUUGCACGGCCGUAGUCUGCAGCUCAUGCAGCAUCUCCAGGAAGGUCGAAAGCACUUUCGAAGGUGCCAUUACAGUGCGCAUGUGCGUAAGCUGUAAGCUCAGCUCCAUCGCGUCCCAGGACGACUUUUACGACCGAAUCUUUUCCACCAAUGGAGGAACCAAUGCGGCCGCCACGUCGGACUCACAGCCCAGUGGCAGUGACGGAGACUUUGCUACUGACCGACUGAGCUUUGCCAGUUACUCGUCCGGAACGGGGAACGGAUCCAAGGACGACUCCAUGGUGGACUCUCAAGCCCCUAUGGAGAAGCGCACAGCCAGUGGCUCGAGUCUUCCUGUUCGACGCAAGUCUAGUACGACGAGUGGUAAUGGCAAUGCAGAGCCAGCUGGUCAACGAGGACGUCACGGCUCGUUUACUGGCCCCCCAGCGGUCUCGGAGGACUGUCCGUGGUGCAUGAACGAAGCCUGUGCCCCGCUUCACGAGUACUUUGAAGUGCCCUACCCGUUCUUCCUGGAACUCGCCGACCCAGCUGCCAAGAAUCAGUACAUUGCAGCGAAACACCUUGAUAACGAGAAGGAACGCCUUCGUUCGGUACGGACUAUCCGCGGUGCACUCAAGGCUGGCACGUCGGCUUCGCAGACAAUUCAGCAGCUUUGUAACAUGGCUGCUAUUGCGACUUCGAGUCCGAUGGCGCUCGUGGGUCUGCUAGACAAGCACGUGUACGUCCCGUGUGCUGAGACGGGCCUGGGAUCUCUAGACAAGAUCGAUAGACAGAAGAGUUUGGCAGCUCACGCCUGUCGGAACGGCUCGCCUCUGGUCUGCAGCGACUUGACGCGCGACGUUCGCUUUGCUGCCAACCCGUGGCGGAGAGAUGUGUUGCAGGCGCAGUUUUACGCUGGUAUCCCGCUUACGCUUUCGAACGGCCACACGAUCGGAGCCAUUGAAGUGUUCGAUGUUACGCCACGAUUCGCCUGUAUGGACGUCAUUUCGCAGCUACAGACGGUUGUGCGUGGUCUUCUGCGUAAAUUUGAGGAGAUCCUGGCUAAGAACGAGUCCUUUGGAGAAGAAGAAACGGCGCACAAGUCUUCUUCCUCGUCAGGACGACGGACACCGAAGAGUGAAAGUGGAGAAGGUAAGCGUACCCCUCGUGCCCCAGCUCCCAGUGCACCUAGUGCACCGGCCAUUCCACCGCCAAAGAAGUCGCCAAAGCCGCGAGCUCCUGCCGCUCCAGCGCACAAGCCGUCGGGUCCGGCGCCUCAACCACCCAAGCCAAGGGAAGAACCGAAGGCUCCAGCGCCGACACCGGUACCUCCUGCACCAACACCAACCCCGGCCCCGGUAGAAACACCAGCUCCAGCAUCGACUCCGGCAGCCCCUGCAGCAGGCGCUGAGCCCACGCAGGAAGAAAUGGAGAUGCGACUGAUGCAGUUGCUGUCUCAAACCACUAGCACACAGGAACAACUACGAAACCAACAGGGACAGAUGGUGAACGCUAUCAGCAGUCACUCGAAGCAGAUCAGCGACUUGGCCAAGCAGCUUGAGCGCAUGGAAUCGACGCUCGCUGCUAAGCUCGGCAUGGACACAGAUGACGAGGACUCUCCCGCUAAGGAAGAUGCGGACGCAGCAAGUGCGUAGACUUACAGUUGCCCCAGGUAGUGAAUUAGUUCCAGCGAUACAGUGCAAGUAAGGUAGAGCCCGUGCAUGCUCGCAUUGGUUCGCGCCGUCUGUUAAUGCGUUUUACUCCAACCUGUACAAGAAUGCACUAAACAGACGAGAACACUAGGAAGGUGAUCAUUGAACAAUAAUUGUUGCCAACUCGCAUGCCAUAAUUGCAAUUAUUGAUCACUCGAAUCGAUUGAUAAACGUGUCAUAAUUUAAUGUUUGAAAAGCA
Phytophthora nicotianae INRA-310 is the source of this 2472-nucleotide messenger RNA. RefSeq lists its product as hypothetical. Bases 129 to 2216 code for a protein of 695 amino acids. The transcript has a single exon. Lineage: Eukaryota; Oomycota; Peronosporomycetes; Peronosporales; Peronosporaceae. Gene Ontology annotation, molecular function: metal ion binding. The record is from RefSeq and is a predicted model, not a curated record.